Penicillium canariense is the source of this 2388-nucleotide messenger RNA. RefSeq lists its product as uncharacterized. The transcript has a single exon. Gene Ontology annotation, molecular function: ADP binding; protein binding. Bases 1 to 2388 code for a protein of 795 amino acids. NCBI's taxonomy places the organism in Eukaryota, Fungi, Ascomycota, Eurotiomycetes, Eurotiales, Aspergillaceae. The record is from RefSeq and is a predicted model, not a curated record.
AUGGAAAAUCGACACUUUACUGGCCGUGAAUCCACGCUGGAUGAGCUUAAAAACAAGCUAUUUCUCCAAGCGAAUACUGAAAAACUAGCCCUAUUCGGACUAGGUGGCAUCGGCAAAACCCAGGUUGCUCUUCAGCUGGCCCGCUGGGUGAAAGCGCAUGUACCAGACUGCUCUAUUUUCUGGGCUCCUGCCCUAAGUCUCGAGAGUUUUGAGCAGGCAUGUGCGCAAAUCGCGAAAGAGCUUCAAAUCUAUCAGAAUGCAGACGGUGAAAGUGCGAUGGAAAUGGUGCACCGACAGCUGAGCUCUGAUAAAGCCGGAAAGUGGCUUUUCAUUGUCGAUAAUGCCGAUGACGUGGACUUACUUUCCGAUGAGCUUGAUCAGCAUUUCCCCGCUAGUAAGAACGGCGUAACUUUGCUCACUACUCGUUCCCGCGAGGUAGCGAUGUCUUUCGCCGGAAGGCAUAUAGUUGAGCUCCAAAAGAUGACAAUCGAGGAAGGAAUCGCUUUUCUUACUAAGAUUGUAGGAGAAGAGUCGCUUUGUGGCAAGGAAUCCACUAUACAGUUAUUAGAGGAGCUGAACUUCCUACCUCUAGCCAUUUCACAGGCCGCUUACUAUAUUUGUCGAAAUGAUGGAACGACCACACGGUACCUCGAGAUUAUGCAGAAAACUGAAAAAGACCGGAUGCGUCUAGCGAGCAGAAACUUCCACGAUAGCACUCGCUACCGGAAAAUGCCAAACGCGGUGACUACCACAUGGCUUAUCUCAUUCAAUCAAAUCAAGGGCUCUGAUCCCUCUGCUGCUGAUUUGUUGGAAUUUAUGUCUUACCUUGAGCCAAAGGCAAUCCCACGAUCUGUUCUCCCAACUCUCAAUUCGGAAGAAGAGAUGGAAUUUGCAAUUGGCACGCUGUGCAGCUAUGGAUUUCUGACUAGGAGAGACAAUGAGGAUAUGUUUGAUAUGCAUAGCCUCGUACAGCUAUCAACACGAAUGUGGAUAACAGAUGCACAGAAGACGCAACAGAUUAUCGCGAUUGUAACCCAACAUAUGGAAAGAUGUUUUCCAUCUGAUGAAUACACAAAUCGUGAGAUAUGGAGAAUCUACCUACCACACGCCCUUAAAAUUCUCAGGAGAGAGGAAAGCAGAGAUGUAAGGGAGAGGUAUAGCUUACUUUCCAAGGUCGGAAAAUGCGUCCUAGCUGGUGGCCGAGCGAAAGAAGCUGUCAAUCUUUUUAGAGACGUGUGUGCGUGGAGUCAAAGCCACCAUGAUGAAGAACAUCCCUCUCGACUGGCGUCUCAGCACGAACUCGCACGGGCAUAUCAAUCUAACGGGCAGAUCAAGCAGGCUGUGGAGCUACUUGAACACGUAGUCGCAGUGCGAGAGAGAACGCUUGAUGAAGAACAUCCCUCUCGACUGGUGUCUCAGCACGUACUUGCAGGGGCAUAUCAAUCCAACGGGCAGAUCAAGCAGGCUGUGGAGCUACUUGAACACGUAGUCGCAGUGCGAGAGAGAACGCUUGAUGAAGAACAUCCCUCUCGACUGGCGUCUCAGCACGAACUCGCACGGGCAUAUCAAUCCAACGGGAAGAUCAAGCAGGCUGUGGAGCUACUUGAACACGUGGUCGCAGUGCAAGAGAGAACGCUUGAUGAAGAACAUCCCUCUCGACUGGCGUCUCAGCAGGAACUCGCAGGGGCAUAUCAAUCCAACGGGCAGAUCAAGCAGGCUGUGGAGCUACUUGAACACGUGGUCGCAGUGCAAGAGAGAACGCUUGAUGAAGAACAUCCUGAUCGACUGGCGUCUCAGCACGUACUUGCAGGGGCAUAUCAAUCCAACGGGCAGAUCAAGCAGGCUGUGGAGCUACUUGAACACGUGGUCGCAGUGCAAGAGAGAACGCUUGAUGAAGAACAUCCCUCUCGACUGGCGUCUCAGCACGAACUCGCACGGGCAUAUCAAUCUAACGGGAAGAUCAAGCAGGCUGUGGAGCUACUUGAAUACGUGAUCGCAGUGCGAGAGAGAACGCUUGAUGAAGAACAUCCUGAUCGACUGGCGUCUCAGCACGAACUCGCACGGGCAUAUCAAUCCAACGGGAAGAUCAAGCAGGCUGUGGAGCUACUUGAACACGUGGUCGCAGUGCAAGAGAGAACGCUUGAUGAAGAACAUCCUGAUCGACUGGCGUCUCAGCACGUACUUGCAGGGGCAUAUCAAUCCAACGGGCAGAUCAAGCAGGCUGUGGAGCUACUUGAACACGUGGUCGCAGUGAAAGAGACAACGCUUGAUGAAGAACAUCCCUCUCGACUGGUGUCUCAGCGCGCUCUCCGAAUCGUGACGCAGUCGAUCAGAGUGCAGAUCACGGACAAAAUGUUCUCAUCAUCUCCCACUGAUACUAGGGCUUAG